AUGGCACCAACCAAGUAUGCCGUGGUCGGCACCGGAGGGCGAGCUGCCUUCUUCUACAGUGCAAUCGUUCGGGACUUCAAGGAGACGGCAACACUAGUUGCUUUUUGUGACACCAAUCAAACGCGUAUGGAUGUUGCGAAUAGCCGAGUUCAGGAACUAGGGCUAUCCCAAAUCCCGACAUACAAGGCCGCCGAAUUCGAUCGUAUGGUCGAAGAAACAAAACCUGACACCGUGAUUGUUACCACCAUUGAUCGCAUACAUCAUCAGUACAUAAUUCGUGCCAUGGAACUGGGCUGUGAUGUACUCAGCGAAAAGCCUAUGACAGUGGACGAAGUCAAAUGCCAGGCGAUUCUCGAUGCUGUCAAGGCAACCAACCGACAAUUGCGAGUUACCUUCAACUAUAGAUAUGCCCCGCAUAACACCAAGGUUCGCGAGUUAUUGAUGGAAGGGGCCAUCGGUAAAGUCACGUCGGUUCAUUUCGAAUGGCUACUUAAUACCAGACACGGUGCUGAUUAUUUCCGCCGAUGGCAUCGAGACAGACGCAACAGUGGUGGACUGCUGGUCCACAAGUCCACCCACCAUUUUGACCUAGUCAACUUUUGGCUUGGCAGUCGUCCAGCUACUGUUUUCGCACAAGGAGAUCUGAAGUUCUAUGGCAAGGAGAAUGCUGAGCAACGUGGGGAGACCAGCUUUUACUCCAGAGCUCACGGUAGCCCUGCGGCAGUCAAUGAUCCAUUUGCCCUCCACAUGGAAGAUCAUCCCCAGCUUAAAGCCAUGUAUCUCGACGCGGAGCACGAGGAUGGGUAUUACCGAGACCAAAGCGUUUUUGGUGAUGGUAUCAACAUCGAAGAUACCAUGGGAGUCUUGGUUAGCUACCAGUCUGGGGCGAUUUUGACAUACAGUCUUGUUGCCUACUGCCCGUGGGAGGGAUUUAGGGUCUGUUUUAAUGGGACCAAAGGCCGGCUGGAGAUGGAUGUACUUGAACAAUCGUAUGUCAACGCAGGUGGUGAGCAGAGCCAAGAAGGAGCGGUUGCCCACACCAAGAUUACCGUGAAUCCAAUGUUUGCGCCCCCUUAUGAAGUGCCGGUCGUUGAGGGAGAGGGCGGUCAUGGUGGCGGAGACCCAGUCCUGCUGAAUGACUUGUUCGGUACUCCAGUACCCGACAAGCUUAACCGUGCGGCAUCGCAUGUCGAUGGAGCUAUGUCGAUUCUGACAGGAAUCGCAGCUAACAAAGCUAUUAGGACUGGCCAGGUUGUACAGGUGAAAGAAUUAGUGCAGUUAUAA
Messenger RNA from Penicillium macrosclerotiorum, 1284 nucleotides. RefSeq names its product Gfo/Idh/MocA family oxidoreductase. The record is from RefSeq and is a predicted model, not a curated record. NCBI's taxonomy places the organism in Eukaryota, Fungi, Ascomycota, Eurotiomycetes, Eurotiales, Aspergillaceae. Gene Ontology annotation, molecular function: nucleotide binding. The transcript has a single exon. The coding region runs from base 1 to 1284 and encodes 427 amino acids.